UGAGUGGCGUAUUGAGAUUGCCCAAAAAAAAAAGGGGGACAGAAGAACGUUGAGGGCCCUCUACUUUUUGAACUCUAUAUAAUUCAUGUGACGGAUGCGAUGACACGUGUGUAGGUUAGAAAUGAAGCUCGAAUAUUAGCUACCACAGCACUAUAUAUACAUAAUAAAUAUAGGACCACAUAAAGUACUAUUAACAAAUCAGUACUAGCAAUUUCUACAAAAUUCUUCUUUCUUCAUAGCAUUUGCCUUGUUUUUUCAUACAACAAAAAUGGCUAAUGAUGAGGUGAUUCUGUUGGAUUUCUGGCCUAGUAUGUUUGGUAUGAGGCUAAGGAUUGCACUUGCUGAGAAAGAGGUAAAAUAUGAGUCCAAAGAAGAGGAUUUGAGGAACAAAAGUCCACUGCUUUUACAGAUGAACCCUGUCCACAAGAAAAUACCAGUUUUGAUUCACAAUGGAAAACCAAUCUGUGAGUCUAUUAUUGCAGUUGAGUAUAUUGAUGAAGUGUGGAAGGAUAAAGCUCCUUUGCUUCCUACUGAUCCUUAUGAAAGAGCACAAGCUAGAUUCUGGGCUGACUACAUUGAUAAGAAGUUUUUUGAUUCUGGCCGGAAGAUAUGGACAACAAAGGGAGAAGAGCAAGAGGCAGCUAAGAAAGAUUUCAUAGAAUGCCUUAAGGUACUGGAGGGAGCACUAGGAGAGAAGCCUUUCUUCGGAGGGGAUAACUUGGGUUUUGUGGAUGUUGCUCUGAUUGGGUUCUACAGCUGGUUUUUUGCUUACGAGACUUAUGGUAACUUCAGCACAGAGGCUGAGUGUCCAAAGUUUGUCACUUGGGCCAAGAGGUGCAUGCAGAGGGACAGUGUGGCCAAGUCUUUGCCUGACCAACAUAAGGUCCUUGAGUUUGUUCAAACGCUAAGAAAGAAGUAUGGAAUUGAAUAAACAUAUGCAUAUACAAUUAUGCAUCAUAAUGUGCUAUAAGAAAGGCUCUUCGGCCUUCUUGAGCUGUAGGUUCAAAUUCGAACAGUUUGUUUGGUCAAUUGUGUUAAGUGAGUUCUACUUUUACUUGUAAUAAAAGACACUUAGAUCUGUCUUGUUGAGUGUUGGCUUUUGUAACCUGUGUUAUGUAAUUCUAUUUUAUGCCAUCAGGAACAUAAAGCUCUAUGAUUUUGCUUUUCUUGA
Capsicum annuum is the source of this 1171-nucleotide messenger RNA. Its product is annotated as probable glutathione S-transferase. Gene Ontology annotation, biological process: glutathione metabolic process. Gene Ontology annotation, cellular component: cytoplasm. The record is from RefSeq and is a predicted model, not a curated record. The coding region runs from base 269 to 931 and encodes 220 amino acids. The transcript has 2 exons. NCBI's taxonomy places the organism in Eukaryota, Viridiplantae, Streptophyta, Magnoliopsida, Solanales, Solanaceae. Gene Ontology annotation, molecular function: glutathione transferase activity.